GAGGGCCGCGGCGUCCCCUUGUCCCGCGGCCCUGAGCAGCGCGCCGGGCCCGCGCUCGCCCGCCCAUCCCCGGCGGCGGCGCGGCCCAUGCGGCUGGGGGCGGGGGCCGGAGGCCGGAGGCCGGAGCGGGCGCGGGCUGAGUGUCUCAGGUGCGGCCGGCGGCCCGGGGAGGUGAGCGGCGGCGGCGGGCCCGGCCCGGCCCGGUGAUUGGCCGCUGGCGGAGGGCAGCGGGCGGCCGGGCGACGGCCGGCGGGGAGGAGCCGGCGGAGCGGUCGGCGCGCCGAGCCGGGAAGAUGCUGCUGUCCCUGGUGCUCCACAUGUACUCCAUGCGCUGCGUGCUGCCCGCCGCGGUGCUGCUGGGCUCGGCCCCCACCUACGUGCUGGCCUGGGGGGCCUGGCGGCUGCUCUCCGCCUUCCUGCCCUCCCGCUUCUACCACGCGGUGGACGACCGGCUCUACUGCAUCUACCAGAGCAUGGUGCUCUUCUUCUUCGAGAACUACACCGGCGUGCAGAUAUUGCUGUAUGGAGAUUUGCCAAAAAAUAAAGAAAAUAUAAUAUAUUUAGCAAAUCAUCAAAGCACAGUCGACUGGAUUAUCGCGGACAUUCUGGCCAUCAGGCAGAACGCUCUUGGGCACGUGCGCUACGUGCUGAAAGACGGGUUAAAGUGGCUUCCACUGUAUGGGUGUUAUUUUUCUCAGCAUGGCGGAAUCUAUGUGAAGCGAAGUGCCAAAUUUAAUGAAAAAGAAAUGAGGAACAAGCUGCAGAGGUACAUGAACGCAGGAACUCCAAUGUAUCUUGUGAUUUUUCCAGAGGGAACAAGGUAUAAUCCAGAACUAACAAAAGUCAUUUCAGCUAGUCAAACAUUUGCUGCUCAAGAAGGCCUUCCAGUAUUAAAACAUGUGCUGACGCCAAGAAUAAAGGCAACCCAUGUUGCUUUUGAUUCCAUGAAGAGUUAUUUAGAUGCAAUUUAUGAUGUUACAGUCGCUUUUGAAGGGACUGUGGACAAUAAAGGGCAGCGCAAAGAAGCACCAUCCAUGGCUGAAUUUCUCUGUAAAGAAUGUCCAAAAAUCCAUAUUCACAUCGAUCGUAUAGACAAAAAAGAUGUCCCGGAAGAACAAGCGUAUAUGAGAAGAUGGCUUCAUGAACGUUUUGAAAUAAAAGAUAAGUUGCUUAUAGAAUUCUAUGAUUCAGUGGAUCCAGAAAGAAGAAACAAAUUUCCUGGGAAAAGUGUUAAUUCUAAACUAAGUCUCAAGAAGACUUUACCAUCAUUAUUGAUCUUAAGUGGUUUGACUGCUGGUAUGCUUAUGACCGAGGCUGGAAGGAAACUGUAUGUAAAAACGUGGAUUUAUGGAACCCUCAUUGGCUGCUUGUGGGUCAGUAUUAAAGCGUAAACAAGUGGCUGUCUCCAGGCAGUGGACUGUGCUACGUUGUUGGUCAUUGGCAGCUGCAUACUGCAUCAAAUUGUUUCCUGAAUUUAGUAAGAAGUGUAAAUAAAGCCUUACUGAUUGAACAUUGGAUAAAAUAGAAUUUCUGACUAAAGCCAAUAUGCUGUUGGUCUUGGGCAAAUACACACGAUUUACAACUUUAGUACAGAAGCUGCUGGAAAGGGAAGAGCUAAACAGAGUUUAUGCUGUACUUGGCAUUUCCUGUGAACUAAUGUCAACUUCAGAAGAUUAUUAGGAUUGGAUAAUUUGUUAUUGUUUUGUAAUUCAGAUAGCUGCAUUCAUGAACAUUAAUUUGCAGUGUAUUUCACUAUAUUGUUAUUUUCAAUUUUUUCCAACUUGACUGGUCCAAACUCUUAUCACUAAAGUAUUUAGUAUCUUGCAGCUAUGUAAUAUUUUGCUUUUUGCUCAAUUUCUCCAAGUCAAUGAAAGAAAUUGUAUUUAAGUAUCAAGAAAGAUACAAGGAAAGGGGUAAGAAAUGUUGGCGGGGAAGAAGCUCUGGUUAGCGCAUGCUUUCAUUGUGUGGCAUUAUCAGCUGAUUUCACUUUAUAUUUGCAAAGUAGUUGACAUUUCUAAUAUUUAUUGAAACAGCUUACUUUGCACACUUUGUACCCUAUACAAAAGAAUAAUGUAUAAAAUAUGAGAAUUAAGUUUAAGUUAAAAUUGUGACCCUGAUUCGUUAUAGCAGAACUUUAAAUUGCCCAGCUUUUUGAAGAUUUAAGCUAAGCUCUUAGUACUUCAUAACAUCGGUGCCAUAAGUACUUGAAAACCCUAAGGUUUCCUAUUAUUUUUUAUAUCAGAAUAAUCAGUGUGAACCUUUGUUGGACCUGAGUCUGCAGAUAUUUGAUUGAUGGGAGCCUUCCGACGUCUGACCAGAUUUACUAACAUGUGCCUUUGGCCUGUUACUCUUGGGUUUAGCAAAAUAUUUAAUCCAGAAAUCAUGUUUUAUGUCAUCAUGGUCGAUUUCCGCUGUAUUCGAGUUCUUUUCCUGUGGAUUAGGGCAGUGGUGCUGCUCGGUGGCCGGCACAGCAGACUUGCAGGGAGGAAGCGCGUGGCUGGCCAGAGUGUGUCUGCUGCAGAGCUGAGCUCUUGAAGCUCUGGUGAGAGAGCGUCGCUGGCUGCCGCAAAGGCCAGUACAAUACAGACUUGAUCGUCAGGACUGAGUGAAUUGAUUUAGUUCCCCUUAGUUUUAAUGGGAUGUACAGUUAAUCUGUGUCACCUCAAAACAAGGGCCAUGUUUCAGGAACCACAUCACACAAUUUCCAGUCAUGGAACAAUAUGUCCUGUGCAAAAGGACCUUUUUUAAAGUGUGAUCUGCUCUAUUUUAUGUUAUAAUUUGAACUUGAUUGCCUACGAGUAACAUUUCUGCUUACUGCUAAUGGAUUUUUCUUGCAAAAUUGUAUCAAUGCUCCAGAUGAAACACACUAAUUGAAUCAUGAUAAACAAAAUGAAAAUAGUAGUUAAGGGAAGUUUUGUCUAACUGAUUCUCCAGAACCAGAGAGUAAACCAUUUCACGCCACACCUUUGAAGAGGUGGGUGGUCUGACUUGGUUUGUGUGUGUUAGUAUGUGUAUGUGCUCAUACAUUCAUAUACACACAUACCCACAGGAUGCAGUUGGCCUAAUGAUGACUGGGGGUGUAGGUAAAACUUCUGAGAAAUGUUCUCAUGCCAAAUUACAAUUUUCUCUUACCUGUAAAGUGAAAUUUGGGUCAAUUCCCUGUCUUUGUUAAAUACUUUUUUUAGCAGUCCUAAAGUUAGAAGCUAUUUCUAAUUAUAUCAAAGGAAAUGUAAGUUGUGUAACUUACUUUGAAUAUCAUGGAUAUUCUCUAAAUUUAAAUUUUGAGAAGCAAUACCAUUAGAAUUAUGUGGAUUAUAACUGAUUUUAAGAAGGCGAAGUGAAUUGCAUAAGAUCACUUGAACAUCAUGUUCUUAUGACUAUACUUAUAUUCUUCUCACAAAAGGUCUAUAAAAUAUUAGUUUAAAAAUUUUUGUAUCAAAAUAUUUGGAAAAUUAGAAGCUUCUUUUUAAUUUGUAUUGAUAUGACUUGAAUUAUUAUUUUCUAAAAUUAAGAGCCCUAUAUCUACUUGUAAAUCUUUUCACAGACUAUCAUUUUAGCUUUUGUUUGUGUUGUUAUUGUUGAUUUACAGCUUUGUUAUUACUUAGUUUUUCUUUAUAAGAAUGCCAUCAAUGUGCAUGCUUUUAUGUUUUUCAGAAAAGGGUGUGUUUGGAUGAAAGAAAUAAUAAAAUCUUUCACUGUC
This is a messenger RNA of Diceros bicornis minor, 3700 nucleotides long. It is a transcript of the gene AGPAT5, whose product is annotated as 1-acylglycerol-3-phosphate O-acyltransferase 5. The record is from RefSeq and is a predicted model, not a curated record. The coding region runs from base 294 to 1391 and encodes 365 amino acids. The transcript has 8 exons. Gene Ontology annotation, molecular function: acyltransferase activity. Gene Ontology annotation, cellular component: mitochondrion; endomembrane system. Lineage: Eukaryota; Metazoa; Chordata; Mammalia; Perissodactyla; Rhinocerotidae.